Molecule: messenger RNA, 2572 nt
Organism: Formica exsecta
Lineage: Eukaryota; Metazoa; Arthropoda; Insecta; Hymenoptera; Formicidae
Product: probable ATP-dependent RNA helicase DDX43
Exons: 11
Coding region: 249-2225 (658 amino acids)
Molecular function (GO): RNA binding; ATP binding; RNA helicase activity
Source: RefSeq, a predicted model, not a curated record
GCCAAUAAAAUGCUUUUGUGUAACACAGUGUACGUUGCUGGAAAGCACCCUAAAUUUGUCGAGAUCGUUGAUACGGUUAUAAUUUAAAAUAAAUGGUAGAUAAAUGAUAGAAAGUAUUUCUUUCGAUUCUUGUAGUCGGUAUACCUUAAAUGACCUUAGACGCGGUAGAAUAAAUCACACAGAAGAAAGUUGCAUGUAAUAAAAAAACAAUUUAAUUUUUAUCACAAAAGUUUCUAUUACUAUCAACAAUGAGUCACAGAAGGGAAGAUAACAGAACAUCAUCAGACAGAUAUGAUCAAAAUUAUCGCAAUUGGGAAGGAAACAGAGACAGAAGAGACAGUCAGUUUCAGAGUCACUAUAACAGAUCUUCCAGUGAUAACUGGAAUAGUUCAAAUACUCAAACUUACAGUAACAGUUCACGUAAGAGGAGUACUGAUAAUAGUUCAAACAAUACAAAUGAACUUGUUAUAUACAUUGAUGCCAAUAAUGUCGGAAGACUUAUUGGAAGAGGUGGUAGCAAAAUUAAAGCUCUGCAAGAUGAGAGCAAUGCUAAGAUCAAUAUUGACAAACAAUCAAAUGAAAAUGGACAAACUGCUGUGACAUUGAUUGGUACAGACGAAGCACAGCAACGAGCUAAAAGUUUAAUAGAGGAAUUAUUAAUUGAUAGAAGUAUUUCACAUCAAGGUAUAGAAUCUAACCAGAAGAGAGAAACUAACUUUGGAGAAAAGAAAGAAGAAAUUGAUUGGAAUAAUUUUGAUUGGGUCAAGGCCAAUGAAGAAUAUGAAAACCAUCAAAAGGAAAGAUGGGCAACUUUGCCUCCUAUUAUAAAAAAUUUUUACAAGGAGGAUAUAUAUGUUACUCAUAUGCCAGAAACGAGAGUAGCCGAACUCAGGAAAAUCAACAAUGAUAUAGAAGUUAAAUUUGUUUUCGAGAAUGAAGAAGGCUCUGACAAGAUAAAAAUACCAAAUCUUAUUCAAACCUUUAAACAAGCUUUCCAAAACUAUCCAGAAAUUCUUAGAGAAAUACAAAAACAGGGAUUUGAAAAACCGAGUCCUAUACAAUGUCAGGCAUGGCCUAUUCUAUUGAGUGGUCAAGACCUCAUUGGGAUAGCACAAACUGGAACUGGAAAAACUCUUGCUUUUUUACUGCCUGCUUUAAUUCAUAUUGAUGGGCAAGUAACUCCACGUGAGGAGCGCCCUGGACCAAAUGUCCUUGUUAUGGCACCAACAAGAGAAUUGGCAUUGCAAAUUGAGAAAGAAGUAGGAAAAUAUUCUUAUCGCGGCAUUAAAGCAGUGUGCGUUUAUGGUGGUGGAAGUCGCAAGCAACAAAUCGAUAUUGUAACAAAGGGCGUGCAAAUAGUAAUUGCGACUCCCGGAAGAUUAAAUGACUUGGUGCAGGCAGGAGUGUUGAAUGUAACAGCUGUAACAUAUCUCAUACUUGAUGAAGCCGAUCGUAUGUUGGACAUGGGUUUUGAACCACAAAUUCGCAAAACCUUACUGGGUGUGCGGCCAGAUAGACAAACUGUUAUGACGAGCGCUACAUGGCCUCCAGGUGUAAGACGCUUAGCUCAAUCAUAUAUGAAAAAUCCCAUUCAAGUAUGCGUUGGAUCACUUGAUUUAGCAGCUGUUCACUCUGUAACACAGAAGAUUUGCUUGAUUAAUGAAGAUGAAAAGUUAGAUAUGAUGCACCAGUUCUUGCGUGAGAUGGGUUCUCAUGACAAGGUGAUAGUAUUUUUUGGUAAGAAGGCAAAGGUGGAUGAUAUUUCUAGUGAUCUAGCUUUAGCGAAUAUCGAUUGUCAAAGCAUUCACGGUGAUAGAGAGCAAGCGGAUAGGGAACAAGCAUUAGAAGAUCUGAAGACUGGUGCGGUUCAGAUUCUUCUUGCGACCGAUGUGGCUAGUCGAGGAAUCGAUAUUGAAGACAUUACAUAUGUACUGAAUUAUGACUUCCCAAAGGAUAUAGAGGAAUACGUUCACAGAGUUGGUCGUACCGGACGCGCGGGUCGAACAGGAGAAAGUAUCACUUUCAUGACAAGACAGGACUGGCAUCAUGCUAAGGAACUCAUCAGUAUUCUUGAAGAGGCUGAUCAAGAAGUACCUGAGGAAUUAUAUAAAAUGGCUGAAAGAUAUGAAGCAUGGAAGCAGAGGAAAGAUUCAGAACGAUCCGGUCUAAGAAAUAGUAGAGACGGCAAUAGAGGUAGACAAGGCUAUAAUCGUAGCCGAUGGUAAAAUCCGACCGAUUAAUGAUACGAAUGGCGCAAGAUUUAUUUUUGUUGUAAGUGUAAACUAUAUAUAUAUCAAACAAUGCAAAGGUUCUAUUUAUAUCAUAUGCAGGAUAAUUAGUACCUAAUACACAUUGUGAUAUAACAUUUUUAUUUCAUCCAUAUGUGAUUUCUCCAGAACAAUUACAGAUAAUAAUAAAAUGUUCCUUUUAUAUUUCUUAUUGUUAAUUGCCAAAGUUAAUUAUAAGAUUUUAUAGUAUUUAAAAUCUCUUCCAUAGUUUAUUUUAUACUGAAGAGUUAAAAUAUAUUUAGCAUGUUAUACAAUUGGAAUAAAAUUGCAAUCAUUUGCAUUUA